Molecule: messenger RNA, 3445 nt
Organism: Ipomoea nil (Japanese morning glory)
Lineage: Eukaryota; Viridiplantae; Streptophyta; Magnoliopsida; Solanales; Convolvulaceae
Product: protein WEAK CHLOROPLAST MOVEMENT UNDER BLUE LIGHT 1-like
Exons: 3
Coding region: 403-3357 (984 amino acids)
Source: RefSeq, a predicted model, not a curated record
CGACUCUGAGUCGCAGAUUUGGCUGUGGUCAGAGAAGCAAACUCUUAUUCAUCGUUUUAGCCACAAAUCCUUUUUCUUCGGAAAAGACCAAAAAGAAACAGAGUAGUACAGACAUAAUCCGUAACAACAAUCCUGUUGGUUUCAUAAUCCUUUCCUCAACUUUCCAUUUUUGCUUUUCUUUUUCUUUUUUUUGUCUUUUUAAUUUCUCAACAUUUCCCUUUUUCCGGAUUUCAUGGUAGGAAUCGUUGGAGCUGCUUUAAAGCCAGCAACUUUCCUGUUAUAACAGAGGAAGUUGGUGGUGGAGAAACACAGAAAGAUUCAUUCUUUUCGUAGGAAUUUUGGUUUAUCUGUUUCGCUUCCUGCGAUUCCUGGUGAAUUGGUUCGCCUUAGCCUUAUAUUGGCAUGGAGGACAUGAAAACUAUGAAGGGAAAUGCUCCUCCAGAAUCCAAUUCUGUACCUGGAUUCUCGUCGUCCACAGAUGAAGAUGAAGAUCAACCGAAUGAUGUGUUUGAAAUGAACAAGGAUGCUAAUGGAAAUAUGAACUCUGAAAGACAAUCUUUGGGUGUGGAUGGUUCUAUAUUAGAUCAUCUAAGGCAUGAUGAUCCUUCUCCAACAGAAAACUCGUCUUCAGUUAAAGUUGGCAAAACAGGUGACAAUUCUGGGACUGGAUCUCCUGUGAAUAGUUCUCUACUUGAUGAUCAGGACACAUUUCUUCAAUCAACAAAAAGUCCCGAGCCAAUCGAGCCUCAGAGAGACGAUAAUUCUGGUGUUUCCAAAUCCAUCCCAGUCGAGCCAAAUGAAGUAUUGCAACCACUUGUAGAUGUUGGGGCUCACUCUAGUGCUCAUAGCAGCUCGAGUAAUGCUCCUGAGGAAGAAAUGGCACCCAAAAAUUCCUCAGUAGCAAAAGAGGGCGAUGCUACAGAGUUAUUUGGAGACAGUAGUGACAAAACCAACAGUGAUAACGAUGCUCGUUUCACCUCCCACCACCCUCAAGUUAGCGACGCUGAAAGUUGCAAUGAUUUAUUACCAUCAGAUGAGGAUGAUCACCUCGUAGCCAAAGUUUCCGUGCCAUCAGAAGAUGACUUUUAUGAUCCUAUAGCCAAAGUUUCGAAUCAUUUAGUGUCAAUAACCUCGUUUGGUCAGCCCGUAGCCAAAGUUUCAGAGCCAUCGGAUGACAUGGAUCAGCCUCUACCCAAAGAUCCCAACCAUUUAAUGCCCUUAGAAGAAGCUGAUGUUGAUGAGCCUAUUGCCAAAGUUCCCAGUCAUUUCGUGCCACCAGACGAUACUGGUCGCCCCCUAGCCAAAGUUUCCAGCUUUACUGAUAAAUCAUCAACCUCUGCCCCUUCUAAAUACCCCGAAAAUUAUGACAUAGACCGGGUUCAAAUUGACACAGCAAUGCCUAUUGAAUCUGUGAAGCAGGCGGUUUCUAAAUUUGGUGGAAUCGUCGACUGGAAGGCUCAUCGAGUCCAGACUGUGGAGAGGCGCAAGUGUAUUGACCAGGAGCUAGAGAAACUGCAGGAGGAGAUCCCGUUAUACAAAAAACAAUUCGAGGCUUCUGAGGAAGGAAAGAUGCAAGUUUUGAAGGAGUUAGAUGGCACUAGAAGGCUUAUAGAGGAAUUGAAGCUGAAUCUCGAGAGAGCACAAACCGAAGAGAAGCAAGCGAGGCAGGAUUCCGAGCUAGCGAAGCUGAGAGUGGAAGAGAUGGAGCAAGGGAUAGCGGAUGAGGCGAGCAUUGCCACGAAGGCACAGCUCGAGGUUGCGAGAGCGAGGCACCACGCUGCAGUGUCGGACCUGAAAGCCGUGACGGCUGAGCUGGAGCAGCUCCGCAGUGAUUACGCCGUGCUGGUGGCGGAGAAAGACGCGACAGUGAGAGAGGCGGAGGAAGCUGUUUCUGAAUCGAAACAGGUCGAGAAGUCUGUGGAGGAUUUGACAGUUGAGCUGAUAACUGUGAAGCAGGCUUUAGAUGCUGCACAUGCUGCACAUUUGGAGGCGGAGGAUCAUCGGAUUGGAGCUGCGAUGGCGAGGGAGCAAGACACAAUUUACUGGGAGAAGGAAGUCAAGGAAGCUGAAGAGGAGAUCGAGAGGCUAAAUCAGCAGAUCCUGUCUUCAAAGGAGCUCAAAUCGGAGCUAGAUACUGCCUCGGCUAUGUUGCAGGACCUGAAAGCAGGAUUGGCUGCUUAUAUGGAGACACAAGUGGAACAGGAAAGCCUCGAGGCCGAGUUGCUGGAGCCCGAGAAACGAACUCACUGCGAAAUACAAGCAGCAGUGGAAUCAGCUAACAACGAGCUCAAAGAAGUGAACCUCCAGGUAGAGAAAGCAGUGGCUGAAGUGAAUUUCUUGAAAGUAGCAUCCACCUCGUUGAAGUCCGAGCUGGAAAAGGAGAAAGAAGAACUUAUAACCAAUCGACAGAGAGAAGAAAUGGCAUUGAUUACAAUUUCAUCCAUCGAAGCUGAGCUAAACCGAACCAAAUCAGAUAUCGUCCUUGCACAGAUAAGAGAAAAGGAGGCUCGAGACAAGAUGAUAGAGCUUCCAAAGCAGCUCCAACGGGCCACUCAAGAAGCAGAUCGAGCAAAGUCCAUCGCUGAAGCAGCACUACAAGAAUUGUCGAGAGCAAAGGAGGAAGCAGACGAGGCGAAGACAGGAGCAACUACACUGGAAAGACGGUUACUUGCAGCUAAGAGGGAGAUAGAAGCUGCAAAAGCUGCCGAGAAAUUGGCAAUUGCAGCUAUGAAUGCACUAGAAGAGAGCGAACAAGCUCGAAACAACAAAGGAGUGGACUCGCCAUCUGGAGUGACACUUUCCUUAGAAGAGUAUUACGAGUUAAGCAAGCAGGCCCACGCUGCAGAAGAGGAAGCGAAAAUGAGGGUAGCUGCUGCUAUCUCCCAAAUCGAAGUAGCUAAAGAGGGCGAGCUAAAUAGCCUGAAGAAGCUGGAGGAUGUUAACAAUAAGCUAGCUGAAAGAAGGCAAGUGCUAGAGAACGCACUGCAAAAAGCCGAUAAAGCCAAGGAAGGGAAGAUGGCUGUAGAGCAGGAGGUGAGAAGACGGAGAGAAUCACACGAGCAAAGACGGAAAGCCAAUGAAUCUGUUAGCUCAGUUAAGAGUGCAAGAUCGAGUUUCGAGGAGAGGAAAGAGUCAGAAGGAAGCGUGAAUGGCCCAGCAGCAGAGGACACUUCACGUCAUAAUAAGUCUCCUAAAGGACAAGCAAACGAAAGCAAACCUGAAAAUCCACAGGCUCAGGAAACCAAUACUGAACCUGAAUCAUCUCCUGAAGUGACAAAGCCCGCCAAGAAAAAGAAGAGAUCAUUCUUCCCCCGGAUCUUCAUGUUCUUGGCCAGAAAGAAAUCAUCCAAGACAUGAUGCUCUGUGCAACGUGCAUACUGCUGCUACAAAGUACAAUCAUCAUUCUUCCCCGAGAUCUUCUUGUUCUUGCCCAGAAAAAAAAAGA